Sipha flava (yellow sugarcane aphid) is the source of this 3445-nucleotide messenger RNA. RefSeq names its product pikachurin. The transcript has 14 exons. The record is from RefSeq and is a predicted model, not a curated record. Lineage: Eukaryota; Metazoa; Arthropoda; Insecta; Hemiptera; Aphididae. Bases 444 to 2816 code for a protein of 790 amino acids.
CGGACCGAGGCACUCCGCAGUUGCCAAAUACCCGUGUGGCGUUGUACUACGAUUGUCGUCCGCCGCCACAGGUCGUCCCGCCCGAGAAGAUAACUUGGUAAUAUUUUUUAUUAUUUCGGUUUUUACCGUUUCGACUGUUCGAAUGCUGGAAGUUCCGCGAAUUGUUUCGUUCAAGAUGAGUUAAGGCAUACGCUCGUUUGGGCGCAUUUCACAUCGUCGCGGACGCCGUAAACAUCGUUCUUCCCCCGUACACUCGCCAUAUCGUCAACCUCCAAUUCUAUCGAAUGCAACAGUUCAACGGUAGUAAAGCGAUUGAAUGCAAUAUUAUCCUACGAAAAUAAUGACGACAAAACGCGGUGAUGCUGGGAAAUUGGAAAGCAGCAGGGCGAUGAUAGUAAAUGUUUGGCGGUGAAACGUCAAAGUGGUAGUGUUCUGUUUUGCCGAUGUGGAUGCAGGGCGCGGAUCGAGUUGCAACAAUCAUGUACGACUUUCGGCUAUCGUUGUUGGUGACGAAUGCGAUAAUCAUCGUUACGACGGUUGACGGAACGAUCGACGGCGAAUUGUCCGCAGCCGAAAAAUCGUUACAGUUCGAAGCGGCGUUUCAAGGACGUUGUGGUCACGACAGUCCAUGUCAACAACUAUGCUACGAACUUCAUGAUGGCAUGUUUGAAUGUGAUUGUAAAUCAGGUUUUUCAUUACACGAAGAUGGUUAUAGUUGUAUUAAAAACGAUUCGGUAACAGAUAAAAUCAAUGAAUUUGAAAGAGAUAUUGGUCUAACGUUUGUCGAUUCUAAUGAAAUCGAUUCUGAAGACAGCGUUCGAUUUGUCAAGCACUUAGACCUACAAACUACCACUUCUACAAGUUCACCGGCUUUAUGCGAGCGAAAGUGUGGCGAUGGCGCAUGUACAUUCGACAGCCGAGGUAAACAGACUUGUCGAUGUCCAUUCAGUAAAACUGGAUCCAACUGUCAGAUAACUAAUCCAAUUAGAUACCCAAGAUUCAACGGGCGUAGUUGGUUGGCAUUCCCACCGCUUCGGGGAGCCUACAAACACGUACAAAUAAGUUUAGAAUUUCGGCCAGAGAGUUGGGACGGUAUAUUGUUUUUAGCUGCUGAAAGAGAUGAUUUAGUUGGAGAUUUCAUGGCUAUUUUACUUCACAAUGGCUUUUUGGAAUUUCGAUUCGAUUGUGGAUCUGGCUUGGGAGUAGUUAAAUCUGAAGAAACUGUAGUUCUAAAUCAAUGGAACACACUAUCCGUAUACAGACACAGGUGGGAUGCGUGGAUUCAAUUAAACCGUGGAAAACGUAUUUCUGGAAGAUCAAAAGGCUUAUUCUCGCGAAUCACGUUUCGAGAGCCCGUCUUUAUUGGUGGUCGCGGGAAUACGUCUGGGUUGGCUGAACGCUUCCCAACAGACCGUGGAUUUGUCGGUUGCGUUCGACUGUUACAAGCCAAUGAUCAUAGAUACGACUUUGGGGAAACACCUGCUGGUGAUACGGUCAAAUCCCAAGGAGUUGAGGAAUGCUCUACAGAUAAAUGCACACGAUCUCCUUGUCAACAUGGUGGCAAGUGUGUAACGACAUCUAACUCGUCUCUUUGUCUAUGUCCACUUGGUUAUACAGGGGAUUUAUGUGAAACAAAACUGGACUUACAGGUUCCUUCAUUUAACGGAUCCAGUUAUCUGAGGCAUCCUGCUCUGGUUGAUUCAGCUCUAUCGUGGUUAGAUUUGGACAUUGUUUUUAAAACCCAGUCUACGGACGGGCUGAUACUUUAUGAAGGAUACCAAAAGUAUGGCUCAGCUGAUUUUAUAAGUGUGUAUAUGAUCGAUGGCCACGUUGAGUUUACAUUUGAUUUAGGCACAGGCACAGCAUCGUUGAGGAGUCCGUGGGCAGUUUCUUUGGACGAAUGGCAUCGAUUAUGGAUAUCGCGAACAGGAAAACUAGCAGUUAUGCGUGUAGACAAUCAACCAGAAAUUCAAAUAAUGUCGCCGGGAGCGUUCACACAGCUGUCAUUACCGUUGAGUAUGUAUAUUGGAGGUGUACCUGACUUCGAUACUGUGCCGAUACAAAUCAAAGUUCGAACAUCAUUCAAAGGGUGUAUACAAAAAAUAACGAUCAACGAGAAACCAUUGGAAAUAGUACGAGGCGCGCUGUCCGGUGCGAACGUGGCCAACUGUCCUCACCCGUGCGUGGCCAAGCCGUGCGGCGACGGCGUCCAAUGCAUACCGAUCUUCGACAAGUACAAGUGCGUGUGUGACAAACACUGUAACUCGUCCGACGGCGAUCAAGUGUCGUUCGACGGAACGUCAUUCGUGCAUUACAUAGGACACGAAGUACACAAAAGGAUCACUGAUGGACAUUUGGAUAUCAAUAUGCGAUUCCGGACCACUGCACUGAGCGGACUUAUACUCUGGACCGGACGGACGGACAGGUCGGCUGACUAUUUAGCUUUAGGAUUACAAGAUGGCCGUAUUGAAGUGACUUACGAUUUAGGAAGUGGUGACACAGUGCUUAGAUACAAUACCACUGGACUACCUAUAAACGACGGACAUUGGCACAGGAUGAGAUUUACAAGGGAUGAAAGAUUAAGUGCUUUGACUAUAGACAAUGGUACAAAAAUGAUCACAAUUUCCAACGGUCGACUAAAGCAGCUCAAUACAAAUACAGGACUGUAUUUAGGUGGUACCGAAGACGUGGAAAAAUCUACGGGAAAAAGGUACCGGAAAGGUUUCGUUGGUUGCAUUUCAGACUUUAUCCUGAACACAGACUACCAAGUUAAACUAUCGUGGUCCACCGGUACAGAACACGUUUGCAUAUCAUAGAGUGUUGAACGACGUACAGUAUUUAUCUCCUUCGGCACUUGUGCGCUUACCUUGAGCUUAACCGUAUAAAAAUGAAACCGAACAUUUACAAAAACUCAGGUUUCUGAUAACUUAAAAAAAAUAUUUACUUAUGUGUUUUCUUAACGUUUGAUAUCUAGUCUAAUUUAGUUAAAAGCUAUUCUUGUUUUAGAUUAUUAUUAUUAUUAUUAUUGUUAUUGUAACUUACGAUCAAUUGAGAGUCAACUAACUAGUUUCAAAAGCAGCCGAAUGUUCAAUAUUAAAAUUUACACACACACACACACACACACACACAUAUAUAUAUGUAUGUAAAUUAUCUCGAAUUAUUUGAAAAACUUUGAACAACUUAGGUAUUAUAUAUACAUAUAUAUAUAAUGUCUCGUAUGAUGAUUGUACCUUAAUACGUAGUUGUUUUAAAAAGGAAUUUUAAGAUUAUUAUUCGAACGCUCUUUCCCAUAUUCUAUACACUUUUAUCCACACUUCAAACAUUAUUAUUGUAUAUAAUAAAUUACUUAACCAGCUGAAAUACAAAAAUAUUUCCGAAUAAGAAUAAAAUAUUGUAGAACAUAGAUUUUUUCGGCAGAAGAAAUUUACCGUCUAUACGAACAACG